AUGAAAACUAUUUAUAUUGUAGAUGAUGCUAUGAAGAAGGGAAAAAAACUGAGCACUAUGAUCUCCAAUGAAAAUAGAUACUCUGAACACUUGACAAAGAAUAAAAGUUUUUUUAGAGUGAGGUUUCUAGAAAGAAGAUUGCAUCAUCGAGAAAAAGAAGAAAUAGGUGCUUGGAAAAUUAACAGACCAGGAGAAAGAAUUUUGGAUGUUGACCUGCCUUUGUCGUAUGGAAUAUUUGAUGUUAAUAUUGACCCAGCUGAAAUCAAUGCCUGUGACUUUGUAUGGGAUCCAGCUAGAGAAGUUUCUGUCUUUAUCAAAGUGAAUUGUAUUAGUACAGAGUUUACAUCUCGAAGACGAGGUGGGGAAAAAGGAGUCAUACUUCGCUUAACUGUCGAUACAUGGACUCAUGGUGAAUAUAAAUGUGAACAACUUGAUGUUACAUCCUGCCAGCUCAAAGUUUUCAAGUCCAAAGGAGCAGAUAGAAAACAUCGAACAGACAGAGAAAGAAUGGAUAAGCGACCACCAGAAGAUUUGAAAAAAUACCAGCCUUCUUAUCAGUGCACAGUACUUACCGAGUGUCCAUCAGAUUUCCUACUUGGUCUUCCUGCUUCUCCUCUUACACAAGUUGAGUGUCCAUCAAGCACCUCUUUGGAACUAUCUCCAAGUAAAUAUUCACCAGGCCAGCUUUCGAAAAGCUCCUCUUCCUACUCGUUAUCUUCUUUCCAAGAAGUACCAGAAAGCCAACCUAAGGAAACCAAACCACUAGCAUCAUACACAGAUCUGUCAUACUAUGCUUCAGCUGAAGAAACGCUCAGUGGUUGAAAACUAAUAGAUUUGAAAAGUACCAGUGCACAUUCAGUAACUUCACUGCAUCAGACAUAGUGCAGCUUAAUCGAGAUGAUCUUAUCCAAAUCUGUGGAGUAGCUGACGGAAUUCGCUUGUACAAUACACUUCAUUCCAGAACUAUUCCUCCAAAAUUAACGAUCUAUGUUGCAAGCUCAGGUGACCAAGCUUUUCAUGCUGUUUACUUGGAGACUUUCUCAGUACAAGACUUAUUGCAGAAACUGAAAGACGUUUUCAGGCUUCAGAAGGAGACUGUGAACGGAAUCUAUAUGAUGGGUCCUUCAGGAAUUCAUUUUCAUAUCACAGAUAUGGUGAUCCAGAACAUGUCCAAUGACUCCAUAUACUAUUGUGAUACCAACAAAGAUCAUUCAUCUACAGGUUACAGCAUAUACCUUAAACCUCAGCAAUAAGUGCCCUGCAUUAUCUGUACAUGAUACUAUCAUCAUCAAAGUCAUUAUUUGUUUAAUGUGUAAAGGAAAGGUCUCAACUUUUAAUCUACUUGCAAAGAAGAAUUUUUUGUUGUUGUUUUUAUUAUGGAAAAUUGAGAAAAGAUAUAUUCUGUAUCAGAGUUAGGCCUUUCCUCAAAGAGUAUUCAUUAUCUGUGGCAAUUCCAUGACAGGUUUUAAAAGAUUUUAAUGGAACAUGAAUGUUUUCUUCAUUAAUUUUUUAUUAAGUUUUUCACUUAAGGCAAAGUUCACUAUUGGUAACUACCUAUAUUCAAACCUAGUGUGACCAUAUUGAAUUUUUCACAUGUGACUUUUAGGUAUUUUAAAUGCAUGAAUAUGAUGCAUUUUUUGAUGUCUGUGUUACAUACCAAAUGUUUAACAUGUGACUUUCAUACCUGUCACAUAUGCAUCAUCCCUUGUUACUGAACCAUGUUUCAUAUGACAUUUCAUAAAUGUCAUGUGUAAUUAACUUGCAUGUUUAACAGGUAAUCAUGAUAUCUGUCACAUAUAUCAUUGUAAUGUAUGAUUUAGAUGUGUCAUUCUGUCGUGCAGUACAACAUGAUGUCUGAAUUGUGCACAUUCCAGGUGUGAUUAACAUGGCACACUAAAGUAAGGAUAUAUAUAUACAUAACCUAAAAUGAUAAAAGAAUAAAACUUUAUUAAGAUUAAACUUUGAGGCUGAUAACAACUUUUAUUUUCUCACAGGUAGAAAAAGGAAGGGCUAUUAUCAGCCUAAAGCAUAGGCUUCAUAAAACUUUUAUUCUUACUUCAUUCUAAGACUGUCAUAUCCUGUUUUGAGUUCCAUUAUCUUCUGAUAAAAAAAUUUUGGCAUUAUUAAUUUAUUUAUUUUUUUCAACAUAGUUUUUUUUUAAGUCAAUGCAUACCCACUAUAUUUCUACAAUUGAUGUUGAGUCUCAGAUUGAAAGGUUUAAGUGAGAGAAAAUAUAGUUGUUGAACUAGUAUAGACUUAAAUGACAUACCAGCAAUUUCUCUUUGUCAUCAACACAACCAUGCAUGAAGAAGUACAAGUCAGAAUUAUUUGUUUCCAGGCAAUAUUUUCAUAUUUUGGUUUGAGUAUAUGUAAAACUUACUGCAGUAAUGUAAGUAUGUAUGUACAUUUAUAGAUUUAGAUCUUACUGUGUUGAUAUCGGGCUGGAAGAUGGUGUCUUUGUGCUUGUUCAAACACUAUGAAAUACACCUGAUUUUCCAGUGUUUAUUAUCAUUAAGUGAAUAAAUUUGCUUUUUUAGUACAAUCUGUAAUUAGGUUUUUGUUAUAAUUUUCAUUGUAAAUAGUUCUAUAAAUGGUGCUUUCAUUGAAUAAGAACUGUUGUAUUAAAAGUAAAAUGAUUGAUCUUCAAGUGCCUGUGCCUAUACAUAACACACAACUUUUAUCACUUAUUUGAAACAAUUUCUUUUUUUCUUGAGAAAGUUGUAAAGCAUUUCACUAGCAAAUAUAAUGUUUUAUUUGUUUUGAAAAUUUUCUUAAUCAUUUGUCUAAAACAGGCUUUUGACCAGUUUAGAAUGUUUUAAACUAUUUCCUUAGCUAGGAUACAUUAAUACCCUUUUUAUACUGUUUAAAAUAGAAUUUUGUUAACUGGAACUAAAACACUGGAAGUGUAACUUUCUUUCCAACUACUAACAAAUCAAAGAAUUAAAAAUAUUCUCAAUUUUUUUUUCCAACAAAAUUUUGUUGAAAAGUAAGCAUUUAUAGCAUCAUUAAUUUAUUUAUUUCAUAUAUUUUUGGUAUGAAUUCUGCAGCUUCAUCUGACACCCUUUUAAUAGUCCAUAUGUAACAAUUAAAAUAAAUUGAAAAUCUUCAUAUUGAAGCUUCCUCGAUACUACUCUUUCCUUACACAUGCUGUGACAGGCAACAUACAUCUGGAUCCGAGUUUCUUUUUUUUCAAGUCUGUUAGGAAAAUGUGAAUUACCUUAGUCAUUACCUGUAAUCUGUGAAUAACUUGUGUUUAAUAUUUAGUACAAUUACUUGUUUCUGAGAGAUAUACAUGUUCAAACUGCUGUUGGUGUUUUUGUUUCUAGGUUCUUUUAUAUUUCAGAAAAUGAUUUCCACUUGGUUAUG
Molecule: messenger RNA, 3366 nt
Organism: Limulus polyphemus (Atlantic horseshoe crab)
Lineage: Eukaryota; Metazoa; Arthropoda; Merostomata; Xiphosura; Limulidae
Product: alpha-globin transcription factor CP2-like
Exons: 14
Coding region: 1-822 (273 amino acids)
Biological process (GO): regulation of transcription by RNA polymerase II
Cellular component (GO): nucleus
Molecular function (GO): RNA polymerase II cis-regulatory region sequence-specific DNA binding; DNA-binding transcription activator activity, RNA polymerase II-specific
Source: RefSeq, a predicted model, not a curated record